GUUGCCCUUGUCAAUUUUGUGAAUCCCCACAACCAAAAUAGAGGGAAAAAAAAAAAAGAAGCUUUUCAAUCGUCGAGAGGAACGAACGAAAAUGCAGCUGCAAGGGAAGAGCAGUGGAUCUGAGAUGGAGGUGACGUGGCAGGACCAGCAGAACAUUAAUACCUUCAGCCGCUUCAACAAUCGAUUCCAUGAGCUCGAAGACGAAAUCAAAUUCGCCAAGGAAAAGUGUGAUAAUCUAGAGGACGCAGGGAACGAGCUGAUCCUUGCUGAUGAGGAGAUGGUGCGGUUUCAAAUAGGAGAAGUCUUUGCUCAUGUGCCCAAGGACGAGGUGGAAACGAGGAUUGAAGAGAUGAAAGAGGCCACCUGCAAAACCCUUGAGAAGCUCGAGCAAGAGAAGGAAUCACUCAUCUCGCAAAUGGCCGAGCUUAAGAAGUUGUUGUAUGCUAAGUUCAAGGAUUCCAUCAACCUUGAAGAAGAUUGAAGAAUCAUACCUACAUUGCUUCCAACCAACUUGUGUUUCUUAAACAUAUUAGAACGAUAUACAUUUUCAUUUGCAUUAUUAAAUCUAUCAUUCACCAGAAUAGCCAA
Brassica oleracea var. oleracea is the source of this 588-nucleotide messenger RNA. Its product is annotated as probable prefoldin subunit 4. Gene Ontology annotation, cellular component: cytoplasm; prefoldin complex. The coding region runs from base 92 to 481 and encodes 129 amino acids. The transcript is spliced from 3 exons. NCBI's taxonomy places the organism in Eukaryota, Viridiplantae, Streptophyta, Magnoliopsida, Brassicales, Brassicaceae. The record is from RefSeq and is a predicted model, not a curated record. Gene Ontology annotation, biological process: protein folding.